AUGGAUUACUUUAACAUCAAACAGAAUUACUACACGGGAAAUUUCGUGCAAUGUUUACAAGAAGUAGAGAAAUUCAACAAAGUCACAGAUAACACUUUAUUGUUCUACAAAGCCAAGACCCUUUUAGCGUUGAACCAAUAUCAAUCACAGGAUCCUUCUUCUAAAUUUGGUAAGGCUUUGGACGCGUACGUUAAUUUCCUAGACACUAAAGACAUUACAGAAUUGGAAGGUUUACUAAAGGAUAAACAAAGCUCCCCCUAUGAAUUACACCUUUUGGCCAGUGCCCAAGCUAUUUUGGGUAACUUGGAUGAAAGUUUGGAGACCUGUGUUGAAGGUAUCGAUAACGAUGAGAUGGAAGGAACCACGGAACUGCUGUUACUUGCCAUUGAAGUUGCUUUGUUGAACAAUCAAGCCUCCACGGCUUCCGUCAUCUUUGAUAAUUAUACUAAUGCGAUUGAAGAAAAUAUUACUGGUGACAAUGAAAUGAUUUUGAACCUUGCCGAAUCGUAUAUCAAAUUCGGUACAAACAAAGAAACAGCGACUUCCAACUUCUACUACUAUGAAGAGUUAUCUCAAACUUUUCCCACUUGGAAAACCCAAUUGGGGUUGCUGAAUUUACACUUACAACAACGAAACAUAGCUGAAGCUCAAGGUAUUGUUGAGUUAUUACUUUCUGAUUACUAUAGUGUUGAACAAAAGGAAAACGCUGCAUUGUACAAACCUAACUUCCUGGCAAACCAAAUCACGCUUGCCCUCAUGCAAGGUGCUGAUACUGAAGAUCUAACAAAUCAAUUAGUAGACUUGGAUCAUGAGCAUGCAUUCAUUAAGCAUCACCAAGAAAUCGAUGCGAAAUUCGAUGAAUUAGUGGGAAAAUAUGACCUGUCAAACUAA
Molecule: messenger RNA, 891 nt
Organism: Saccharomyces eubayanus
Lineage: Eukaryota; Fungi; Ascomycota; Saccharomycetes; Saccharomycetales; Saccharomycetaceae
Gene: SEC28
Product: coatomer subunit epsilon
Exons: 1
Coding region: 1-891 (296 amino acids)
Biological process (GO): endoplasmic reticulum to Golgi vesicle-mediated transport; intra-Golgi vesicle-mediated transport; retrograde vesicle-mediated transport, Golgi to endoplasmic reticulum
Cellular component (GO): COPI vesicle coat
Molecular function (GO): protein binding; structural molecule activity
Source: RefSeq, a predicted model, not a curated record